CGCAUUCGGGAGGAGACUCUGUCCCCCUCCCACUUCUUGGAGCGUGACUUCCGUCUCGACUGAGUCCUUGGCGACUGGUCCGUUGGUGAGAAACGAUGGCGGAAAACCUGUCCAAAGCUGUGCCCAAACACGUACACCAUCACCAAAGAUCGAGCCUUCACGAAGAUAUUCGUGAUCUAUGGAGCACGGCCACGAUGUCCACAGCGAACGUAUUGGUGGCCGACGUCUGCGAGGACUUCGACGAGGAGGGAAGAAUUGUAGGGAAGACUCGCAGGUACAGCCAGACCAUUUCUAUUCUGGAAAACCUCAACCUCAAGCCAGAAGAGAUCCAACAGCAAGCGCGUUUGGAGCUGGAGCUGCGCCGCGGCAGAUCCUUGGAGCGCGAUCCCGCGGUAGAUGAGGAGCACGACGAAUCUGAGACCUCCCUUGUAAAGUGUACUUCAGAAACAUCAGUCAGCCUGUCGAAGCAAAUGCCACAUCAAGCCUACUGGACAGAGCAGCAGAACAGGCUGCCCCUGCCCCUGAUGGAACUCAUGGAGAAUGAAGUUCUGAACAUUCUCAGCAAAGCCCUCAAUAGUGAGCACCCCCACCCCAGCUUCCACAAAACAUCCUGGUGGCUUUGGCAGGGCUUGGGGCUUCAGGAAUGGAAUUUCAGGAUGUGUAUGUCUUGUCAGAUCGCGUUAGCACUCACAAAUAUUCCAAGGGAUCCCCCAAAAUUAAAAGUCGAGAGACUAGGCACAGGUAGACUCAAUGGUUUUCUCCACUUGUCCAGUGGAGUUUUGCUUUACUCCCAGGGGAGGGAGCUGUGAUACAUCUGGAGUAUUUGGGUAAAUUUACUGGAUGGUGAGUGACCUUCUGUUCACAAUAGAUAAGCA
This is a messenger RNA of Myodes glareolus (Bank vole), 875 nucleotides long. RefSeq names its product catsper channel auxiliary subunit zeta (gene Catsperz). NCBI's taxonomy places the organism in Eukaryota, Metazoa, Chordata, Mammalia, Rodentia, Cricetidae. Gene Ontology annotation, cellular component: sperm principal piece; CatSper complex. Gene Ontology annotation, biological process: sperm capacitation; flagellated sperm motility. The record is from RefSeq and is a predicted model, not a curated record.